AUGGCGAAACUCGACAUCAAUUCCAAGUACCGCAUGAAUUCGGGCUACGAAAUCCCCAUCCUAGGCUACGGCAUCUACCAAACCCCCGCCGACAUCGCCGAAGACGUCGUUGCCCACGCCCUCGCGACCGGCUACCGCCACGUCGACUCCGCAACCGCAUACCGCAACGAAGCGCCCUCCGCAGCGGGGAUCAAGCGCGCAGGCAUACCGCGCGAGCAGAUCUUCUUCACGUCCAAGGUGCCCCCGAGGGCUAUAAACUACAAAGACGCUGCUAAAUGCGUGGAUGAGACGCUGAGUAAGACCGGUUUGGGGUAUGUGGAUCUGUAUCUGCUGCAUGCGCCGUAUGGAGGCAAGCAGGGACGGCUGGGCGCGUGGAAGGCGCUUGCGGAAGCCGUAGAAGCGGGUAAGGUCAGGUCAAUUGGGGUGUCGAACUAUGGAGUGCACCAUCUGGAGGAGCUGGAGACGUAUAUAAAAGAGGUGGAGGAGAAGGAGGGGAAGGGGAAGGCGGGCGUUUUGAGUGUUAAUCAGGUGGAGCUGCAUCCGUGGUUGGCGAGACCGGAUAUUGUGCAGUGGUGCGAGAAGCGAGGGGUCUUGCUGGAGGCAUAUUCGCCUCUAGUUCGGUCGACGCGCAUGGAUGAUGAGCGGCUUGUUGCGCUGUCCAAGAAGCAUAACAAAACACCAGCACAUAUACUGCUGCGGUGGAGCCUACAAAAGAAAUUCGUCCCUCUGCCUAAGUCGGUGACGAAGUCCCGCAUUGAAGAGAACGCCAACAUCUACGACUUCGAGCUUUCCGCUGAGGAUAUGAAGAGCUUAGAGACAGGAGAGUACUCUCCAUGUACAUGGGAUCCAACUACAAGCAAGGAUUGA
Molecule: messenger RNA, 867 nt
Organism: Coniosporium apollinis CBS 100218
Lineage: Eukaryota; Fungi; Ascomycota; Dothideomycetes
Exons: 3
Coding region: 1-867 (288 amino acids)
Molecular function (GO): oxidoreductase activity
Source: RefSeq, a predicted model, not a curated record